This is a messenger RNA of Prorocentrum cordatum, 1398 nucleotides long. NCBI's taxonomy places the organism in Eukaryota, Dinophyceae, Prorocentrales, Prorocentraceae. The record is from the annotation of a GenBank genome assembly.
GCGACCCCGCGCGGCGGGCGGGCUGGGGGGGGGAUGGCCGCCGCGGGCGGCGCCACGGGGCACGCCUGGUCGGAGCGGUGGCCGGCGGUGGGGUGGUCAGAGUCCUACGCCACCAUCGCUGCCUGCCCGGAGGAAUCGGUUCGGCUGCAGCAGCUCGGUGCCCCGAGCAUGCCAGAAGGGCGCCGCGUUCGCCGGUGCGUGGCCGCGCUCGCCGUGGGCGGGGUCGUCGCGGCGGUGCUUGCCAGGAGCGCAGGCGGAGGCCCCGGUGGUGGCACGGAAGCGUCCGAUGUCCGGCGAGUCGUGUCUGCCCAGGAGCCAGAGCGAGUGCUCGAAGCACCUCCACCAGGGCACCAGAAGCAAGCCAGAUUGGAUACCCGCGUACACCGCCAGCACCCAGACCAGCACCACCAGCACCAGAACGUCCACUACCACGACCAGCACCACAACGAUGCCAUUCAAGGAGCGGCCCGUGUCUGAUGGGCCUUCCAUGUACUGCUUCAUGGUCGCCCGAAUGACCGGGGAUGAGGGGGACCUCGUCAAGUGUCAGUUCAGGCGUGGUGCUGGAAUCUUUGGGUGCAACCACUUCUCCGUCUUCAGCGACACCAGGUUCCUGUUCACCUUGGGCCCUCCAGUGGUGCAGACGUACCAGCUCCCACUACCAGUGAGCACACCCAUGCACGUUGCUGGCGUGGAGACCGCCGGCUACCUCAACACGGAAUUGUUCGUCCGUGUGUGGGAGCGGCUUAUGGGCUUGCCACAGGUGUGGAGCCACGAUUGGAUCGUGAAGGUGGACCCUGAUACUGUCUUCUUCCCGUACCGGCUACAAAGAUCUCUGGUGCACUACGGGCAGGGUGUUGCUGCGUAUUUGCGCAACUGCCCGGGUGGCCCGCGCGGGCUGGAGAUGUUCGGGGCCAUGGAGGUGAUCUCGAGCCGUGGGCUGGACGCCUACCGCGCAGGGUGGACGCAGUGCGUGGAGAGACUGCAGUGGAACGAGCUCGGCGAGGAUCCAAUGCCUCCGAAGUGCCUCGACCUCCUGAACCCUCCCCCUCCCUGCGGUAUCUGCGCGAACCAACGCGGCGGUGUUCGCGGACGCGUACUGCAUGUCGCAGGCCGUCGACUGCCACGCGGAUCUGCCGGCCUUCCACCCCUUCAAGAAGGUGGAGUCCUACUUCCGGUGCUGGGAGCAGUCCGGCGGCACCACGCUCAGCCCCAAGCCCGGCGUCGCUCCCGCCGUGACCUGCGCAGCGCCGCCCUGGCCAGCAGGCGACGAGCCUCACGGGCCGCUGAAUGGUAUCCGGCCGCCGGCGCCGGACCAGCCCGCCCAGCCGCCCCUGCCACCUCCGCCGCCCCGGCUCCUGGCGCCGAGGCCGCAGCCAGUCGCCGCCGGGCCAGCGUAGG